Dromaius novaehollandiae (emu) is the source of this 2113-nucleotide messenger RNA. RefSeq names its product WEE2 oocyte meiosis inhibiting kinase (gene WEE2). The transcript is spliced from 16 exons. Gene Ontology annotation, cellular component: nucleus; cytoplasm. Gene Ontology annotation, biological process: DNA replication; protein phosphorylation; regulation of meiosis I. Gene Ontology annotation, molecular function: single-stranded DNA binding; ATP binding; protein tyrosine kinase activity. The record is from RefSeq and is a predicted model, not a curated record. The coding region runs from base 1 to 1986 and encodes 661 amino acids. NCBI's taxonomy places the organism in Eukaryota, Metazoa, Chordata, Aves, Casuariiformes, Dromaiidae.
AUGGAUGACUGGGACAACAGUGAUGAAUUUAUUCAGAGACUGGACUUCUCCAGCUGUGGAGAAGAAAGUGAAGAUAGAAGCAUCCAAGAGGAGGACACCCCAAGCUCAAGCCCUCUGAAGAGCUGCGAGUUCCAGAAGUGGCGAGAGAGCAGUCAUCUCCCUGUAACCCCUCAGAGGAAGCUCAGUGAGAUUUUUCUCAGCAGGACUAAAGCUUGGGUGAGUCCUGCCCUGAAGUCUUCUCCAUCUGUGACCAAGAGCCACAGUAAUGCUGAGACACCGCUGCACAUCACCUGGAAAAAGCUGCAGCUCUGUGACACCCCACACACUCCCAAGAGUCUUCUAUCGAAGACAGCUUUUCCUUCAUCUGGGACAAAGGUCCCACCCAAAGGGUUUCGUCAUCUGAGAUUUACUCCUGGUGCUGACACAGAUGACUCUACCCAAGCUUCUCUUGUCAACAUUAACCCCUUUACACCAGAGUCAUAUCGACAAAUGCUCUUUCUUCCUAAUGGCAAACGGAAGGCCAGAGGAGAGCUGAGGGAUCCUGAUCCAAGAAGCCAGUUAAAACAGGAGUUACCUACCAAGAGAUAUCCUCUGAAAGAAAGCAAUAUGGUUUCCCGCUACAAGAAGGAGUUCCUGGAAUUAGAAAAAAUUGGUGUAGGGGAAUUUGGCUCUGUCUACAAGUGCAUCAAACGCCUUGAUGGAUGUGUUUAUGCCAUCAAACGCUCCAAGAGGCCUCUGGCAGGAUCCUCGGAUGAGCAGCUGGCCCUGCGUGAGGUUUAUGCUCACGCCGUCCUUGGCCACCACCCCCAUGUUGUGCGCUACUACUCAGCGUGGGCAGAGGAUGAUCACAUGAUUAUCCAAAAUGAACACUGUAAUGGUGGGAGUCUCCAAGAUGUGCUGCUGGAAAAUGCAAAGCUUGGACAGUAUUUCCCAGAAACAGAGCUGAAAGAAAUCUCCUUACAAGUCUCCAUGGGAUUAAAAUAUAUCCACAACUCUGGCCUUGUGCACCUGGAUAUCAAACCUAGUAAUAUCUUCAUCUGUCACAAGCUGGUGGUUGAGGGUCCUGCAGGGCAGGAAGAGAGUGACAGUGAAGAUGAAUUCUCUUCUGGUGUGGUGUAUAAGAUUGGUGACCUUGGCCAUGUGACAUCAAUAACAAAUCCCCAAGUCGAGGAAGGAGACAGCCGGUUUUUGGCCAAUGAGAUUUUACAAGAGCAAUACUGCUAUUUGCCAAAGGCAGACAUCUUUGCCCUGGCCCUCACAAUAGCCUUAGCAGCAGGCACAGGACCACUGCCUCACAACGGUGCCAUGUGGCACCACAUCCGCAAGGGUAAUAUCCCACCAAUCCCUCAGAAGCUCUCCCACAGCUUUCUUGAACUCCUGAAGCUCAUGAUCCAUCCUGACCCAGUGGCAAGACCUUCUGCCACAGCUCUUACUAAACACCCAGUGCUCCGUCCCUCACUUGGAAAAGCUGUGCAGCUCCAGAAGCAGCUAAAUGUGGAGAAGUGUAAAACUGCCAUGCUGGAAAGGGGCGACAGCAGCAUGUUGCGGCGACCGGCAUGGCAGAUGCUUCGUCAGUUUGUAAGACAUGAGUCUGAUACAGUUGGCUCGUUGGUACUUGAAAGAUCCAUGAAUCGUGUUCAGUUACUUGGUCGGGUUGGACAGGACCCUGUCAUGAGGCAAGUGGAUGGAAAAAAUCCUGUUACCAUUUUUUCUCUUGCAACCAAUGAGAUGUGGCGAACAGGGGAAAGUGAGGUAACCCAGGGAGGUGAUAUCAGUCAGAAGACCACAUGGCACAGGAUCUCUGUCUUUAGACCGGGCCUCAGGGAUGUUACGUAUCAGUAUGUGAAGAAGGGUGCUCGGCUCUACGUUGAAGGGAAGAUAGACUAUGGUGAAUAUACAGAUAGAAACAAUGUGAGGCGGCAGGCCACAACAAUUAUAGCAGAUAACGUAAUUUUUCUGACUGAUAGUAUCAAAGAAAAGGCAUGAGGUUGCUAGCGCUUGGACCCAGCCCAUUUCAUUCCUUUCAUUUUACAGUGUUUAUUAAUUCUGUAAUCAUGUAUAUUGCUGUAGUUUCUUUAAAAAAAUAAAUAAAAUAUUUGAUACCCAUAGGGAA